UGGAUCGCUAUAGAAAUAACGUACUGCCCGUUAAAUAAUUAUAAUAUAAUUUGUUUGAUCGUAUUUUGAGUUAAAAAUGAUCGGUCGAUGUCUUUUAUAUUUUUUGGUUUUAGGACCAUAUUUCGUUAGUGGUGUUCUAUCUUCUUAUGACGAAUACGAUUACGAAUUAUAUGCAGCUAAAGAUCCGAAUGAUGAAUGGAAUAUUUUUUAUAGUGAUGACCCUAAUUCCACUUCAACAAGUACUUCGACCACAACGACGACCACUACAACAACGACGACCACAACAACUCCGCGCCCAACAACAACGACAUCUACAACAGAACGGUAUCCAUGGCAACGAAACACAAUAUGGAACCCAUGGCAACGAACCACAACAUGGAACCCAUGGCGACCAACAACAACCCCACAGACAACAACAACACAACAAUCAAAACAUGGAAAUGAUAAUGGUGUUGAUCCGAAAGUCAUCUAUUUACCAUUGAUAGCCAUUCUGGUUAUUAUAGUGUUGAUUCUUACAUACAUUAUAGCAUCGAUAUUAACAAGGAAAUACAGCGGAAGAGAUAGUAUUAACAAUGUAUGGAAUAAUGCCAAAGGGAGAUUUACUAAUCGUAACCCAGAAGACGAAACGAAACCACCAGAAAGUAAAACUGAAGAUAUAGAAGCUAAAUAUACAAAUAAAAAUAUAGCCGAUGUUGUUGUAAAUUGCAAUGAAACACAGAAUAGUGUUGUAAGUUAAUUUGUCGACAACAAAGUCACGUCCAACAACAAUACAAUAAAAAGAAGGAAUUAACGGUAGUUUAACUUUGUAUGUGACUUUUAAUUGGUGAUUAAAAUAAUCCAUUAAU
Molecule: messenger RNA, 845 nt
Organism: Bicyclus anynana (squinting bush brown)
Lineage: Eukaryota; Metazoa; Arthropoda; Insecta; Lepidoptera; Nymphalidae
Product: leucine-rich repeat-containing protein AAC1
Exons: 4
Coding region: 77-736 (219 amino acids)
Source: RefSeq, a predicted model, not a curated record